This is a messenger RNA of Sipha flava (yellow sugarcane aphid), 852 nucleotides long. RefSeq lists its product as uncharacterized. Lineage: Eukaryota; Metazoa; Arthropoda; Insecta; Hemiptera; Aphididae. The record is from RefSeq and is a predicted model, not a curated record. The transcript is spliced from 2 exons. The coding region runs from base 223 to 735 and encodes 170 amino acids.
UAAUUAAAUAAUUAAGCUGUUGGCUACAUAAAAAAAAUCUAGUUUCAUUAGCGACCAACAAGAUCAGUUAAUAGUUAAUUGAUCGUAAACGCGCACGCUAAUGUUUGAUAAAUCUUUAUUAACAAUUUUUCGUGAACUUUGUUCUUUGUACUUUCUGGAGAAAACCAUACGCUCAAGUGACACACAUUCUUCGUAGAUUAGAAGUCUAAAGAAAUCUGUAAAAUGAUCGGAUUCGUUGAGUUUUUGGUUUUGAUAUUCGUAGCGUGCCGAUGGACUUUGACGAACGCUGGCAUCCAGAUUAUGAUCCCGAACAGUUAUAGGACUCCGUCGGAAUACUUAGCAUCGGUCGUCGGACGCGGUAAAGCUACGCUAAUGACCGUACGUCCAAGAGCUAUGUCACGGAUUCAAAUUGAUACAAAGCAAGAAUGGCUGGGAACAUCGAAUGGUGAUGGAUCGGCGGAAACCAAAGACGGGCACACGGAUGACAGGACCGCAGAAUCUAGUCGGAAGCAAUCUUCGUAUACCGUUCAUGCCACGCAGUCCACGACUGCCGAUUUUGCGACGACGCGGCCAUCACGCCGAUUUAUGUCUCCUGUGGCCCAUGUAAACGACGAACAUUUUCAAGACUUUCUCAACAUUAACCUUUCGUUAGUCGAGUUGUUAUUUAUAACUUUAUUGGUCACGUGGUUAUCUAUAGCGUCAUUGGUCACGUGGAUUACUAUUGUAUUCCAUUAAUGUGGCUGCAUCCGAAUUAGAUCCUGAAUUUAAAAUUACUACACUAGUUGGGCCCCGAAUUAUUUAGGUACCACACUAAUUCCUGAAUAUUUCCAGGUAUGGUUAAAAAUGUUUUUU